CACCAAUACAGCGCUCUGUUUCAUAUGAGCUUGCGCCUCCGGUCGUAGCUGCGCGCUCCUUGCGGAAAGCACCGGCUCAACCCCCUAUGGCUAAACUCUCCCCAGCUAGGCCAGAUGAACCACGACCGAAUGCUUCUAUGAGAGACGACUUUGAAGACGAAGUUGCAAGACAAGCUGAGGUGAUGAGGCAAGAGCGACUCUCGCGGCGCAUCACGCAUGCUCAAGACUCGAUUGGUACUUCUGGUUCCAGUCGGCCAACCGAAGCAGGUCCCUCUGUGAUAUCAAACGUGCCGGAACCGAACUCAAAGGAUAAAGGGAAAAGGCGAGCUAGUGGGGCGGCAACUGAUAGUCAGCCUGGUGUUUUGAUUGGUAAUUUGAUAAGCGAAGGUCAUGCAAACUAUGUAUUGAUGUACAACAUGCUCACUGGUAUUCGGAUAGGUGUGUCACGCUGCCAAGCGAAACUGAAACGUCCUCUGACACCGGAAGACUACACAGCUCGCCAUAAGUUUUCUUUCGACAUAGUCGGUAAUGAACUGACGCCCUCAGCAAAGUAUGACUUCAAGUUCAAAGACUAUGCUCCAUGGGUCUUUCGUGAAUUACGGGAAUACUUUCACCUCGAUCCUGCGGAUUAUCUUUUAUCAUUGACGGCUAAAUACAUUCUAUCCGAGAUUGGUUCACCUGGAAAAUCCGGUUCUUUCUUUUACUUUAGCAGAGACUAUCGGUUCAUCAUCAAGACCAUUCAUCAUGCUGAGCAUAAGUUUUUACGUGGAAUUCUGCAACGAUAUCAUGAACAUGUCAAGGCGAACCCACACACAUUACUUAGUCGAUUCUAUGGGCUUCAUCGAGUCAAACUCCCUCGCGGUCGGAAAAUCCAUUUCGUGAUCAUGAAUAAUUUGUUUCCUCCGCAUCGUGACAUCCACGAAACUUAUGAUUUGAAGGGAUCUGCUAUCGGUCGUGAAUACCCGGAAGACAAAGCCAAAGCCGGUGCAGUUUUGAAAGACUUGAACUGGAUCCACAGAUCCAAAGCAAUUGACUUGGGACCCACGAAGCGCACUGUAUUUGAGGACCAGCUUAAACGCGAUACAAAGCUUCUACAGGCUCUUGGUAUCAUGGACUACAGUUUGUUGAUCGGACUACACGAUAUGACGAGAGGCAAUCGAGAUCGCUUGCGGGAUGAUCAAUUACGCGUCUUCCAACCUGUGACAACCGGUGUCAAUCGUCAGCCUACUCAGAUUCGCCGCGAACAAGAAUUGGCUGCCUCAGCCUUACGCAAAGCUGUACAGCAAUCAGAUCCUCAAGCCUUCUCUGAGGUCAACAGACUACCGUUGAAGGAUCAUUCCGAGCGUAGACAUUUCACCUUUUAUCAAGAUGAGGGUGGGUUCCAGGCGACGGAUGGCGAUAACAACUCCAUGCCCAUGAUCUAUUAUCUUGGCAUCAUUGACAUACUAACCCCAUACUCUUCUGUCAAACGAUUUGAACACUUUUGGAAGGGGCUAUCACAUGACAAACACAUGAUAUCAGCCGUGCCACCUGAAGAAUAUGGCAACCGAUUCCUCAACUUCUUGCUCUCUAUCAUUCGUGGUGGAGAUGUUUCGAUAAGACCCAGAAUGGAAUAGUUGACUUUCUUUCCACCCCAUCAACAUCUUAACUUUCACAUAUUAUCUUAUGCCUUGUGUCAUUCUUCCUUUCACAAUACAUUCAUUUAUUUUUUGCGAAUUGACUUUUUUCUUAGAUUUCUUUGAUUUUGGUGUCAGUGUUUUGGGUCUUUUUUUAUGUCCUAGAGGCUAGGAGUUUUUUUUAUGAUGUACACCUUUCUUCCUAUCGUUUUGGUUUUUUUUUCGAUACUUCUUACCUUCAUUUACCACUAUAAAUAUACAUAUAUACAUAUGUAUAUAUAUACUCUAACAUUACUUUUCAUCGAUCUCUUGUUCUUCUCUUUAUAAACAAACACUCAUUUGAAACUCUUGUUUCUUUUAAACCUCUUGACCUUUUAUUAUCAUUUACAUUUUUAUAUUUUUCCUUUGAACCAAAUACCCACCUCUUUUCUUUUGAUCAUUGUAGUAUGUGGUUUCUGUAUAUUACACAUUUACAAGGUUUGGUUUAUAUAUUUUUUUCCUAAUAUUGAAGAUAUGAAAAUUCAUUUUUCUUUGAUCUUGGGAUUAUCAUUCACCUUGAAUUUCAAACCAUUCUUGAUAGUUG
Molecule: messenger RNA, 2199 nt
Organism: Melampsora larici-populina 98AG31
Lineage: Eukaryota; Fungi; Basidiomycota; Pucciniomycetes; Pucciniales; Melampsoraceae
Exons: 7
Coding region: 87-1616 (509 amino acids)
Biological process (GO): phosphatidylinositol metabolic process
Molecular function (GO): phosphatidylinositol kinase activity
Source: RefSeq, a predicted model, not a curated record